Molecule: messenger RNA, 2592 nt
Organism: Microthlaspi erraticum
Lineage: Eukaryota; Viridiplantae; Streptophyta; Magnoliopsida; Brassicales; Brassicaceae
Source: the annotation of a GenBank genome assembly
AUGACAAGCACUGACGGUGUAGAGCUUAAGAGUACCAUAGAGUCUGACCUUCCUUGGAAAAUGGUGGCUAAAGGUAGCAGAAGUUCGACAAGGCGUACCAAGAAAUCAGUUGUGCGAGUUGCAGCUUCAGAUAUUGAGGCAGAAGACAAGAGCUCAACAAGCACGGUAGCGGGAGAAUCAGAGCCUGAAAAGCUUGGCGUUUCUGUUCUAGGUCGGCAUUUCGCAGAAAGAGUAGAGCAUGUUCCAAUAAAGAAGCGGAGAUUUAUGGUUUGCUCCCCGACACCAUCAAACAAGUCAUCUGCUCAACGUGAAGGCUCAGAACCUAGAGCGCAGAUCAACCAUGCAUUGCCAGUUUCGAGAUUAAACCCUAAUUUAAUCGAGGGAAGAACAUCGGACGUCGAUAAUGAGAAGCCUGACUGUAGUGGUCAUGACUUUUCUGGUAUCGAGAUACUCGCUGAGGCUGCUUGCAGUAGUGUUAUGAGUAAUGAUCUUGCACCAGCUGUUGACCCUGUGCCUGCUGAAGAACCUCUUGUUCAGCAACAAGAUGCCUCGACCCUAUCGACCCAUGUUGAAGGUAACGAUUCAUCAGCUGGAACUGCUGAUGUCUCCCUGAAAGAUACUGCGGUUGAUUCCAGUGAACAGGCCGGAAGAGGCAAGGAUGAAAUCGCAGCGUCUCAGAAAUCUUCGGUUGAAACUUUGUGCAAUGAUUUGUCUGAUGAGAAAAGUUUAGAGCACAGCAGAGUGACCUCUGGAGGGGCUAGAAAAACCAACAUCGCUCUUUCAGAUGAAUCCUCUACAGAAAGACUGAAGGCUAAUAUGGAAGCAAGUGAAAGUGAGAAUUUAGCACAUGACAGUGGAGCUGUCACGGUGUCAAAGAAAUCAUCGGCUGAUGAGCCCACUGAAAAGAAAAACGAAGACCUUAAAGAUGUUAGGUUUCACUGGGAUUUAAACGUUCCAAUGGAUGCUUGGGGUCAACCUUGCGAGGUAGAAGAUGAAGCCUCUGGAAGAAAUGCAGAGGGAGAGAUCACAGAGUCUAUUGCACCUAAAGAGAGCGAACCUAUUGAUGGAAGAAAGGGUCAUAUGGAUGGGGUGAUUGCAUCAGACAGGCAUACAAAUUUUUCAUCACCAUCUGGAUCUAAGGCGGAAGCAGCUGCUAGAAAUGGCAAGGAGUGCCAAUCUGGUUACGACUCACAGUUUGAGGAUGGAGAGUUGAGGGAACCAUAUCCUUGGGAAGAAAACGAGGGUGAUACGGGAGAUGUAGAACAGUUGGAUUACGGGUCUGAGCCAGAGGAUGAGAGAUUCUACUCUAUGGUUGAUAGUAAUGACAACAAGAUGGGGGAGUCCGAGAAGGGAGUCUUGGCAGAGACAAAGUGUGGAUCUUUAAAGUGUGAAUCUGGUGACGCACUUAGAAUUGGGGAGGCUAAUGAAGGCAGUGACAUAGAGAAGCAUGUUGUGGUUUGCAUGAACGAUUCGCAUCUGAAGAAAGGCUCUUCUUCUCCUUCAAGGAGUUUUGACUCAAGACCAUUGAAGGAGUUGCCUUCACAUGAUGCUAUCCAGAGGAGAAGGCCUGAUAAUUACGAAGAGGGUCAAGAGAAGUUUGUUGGGAGAGAUGAGAGAUCAGGGAUGCAUAUGCGUAACAGGAGUACUGGGAGAGAGUAUUUUAGCCGUUGGGAUUCCAAACGCCGCUUCUCUCCUCCACCUAACUACAAAGGCGGUUCCUAUGGUUUCGGGCGUCCACGGCCUAAAGGCAUUGUAGAUGAUCGAGGUAUGAUGAACAGCUUUGAUCAGUCAGGGUCCGGGCCAGGACCAGGGCCAGGGCCAGGACCAGGACCAGAUGGUCAUGUACGCAGGCAGUUUUCAAAUGGCGGAUACCGAGGUCGGUUUAGAAGGUUUCAAGAUGGCGGUGAUCGUGAUUUCAGGGGACCGCACGGAGAUAACAACCAGUUUCCUGGGCGGAUGCACAACCGGAUGAGUGGUAAUAGGAGGGAGAGAGGCAGCUCUCCGGUCUUCAGGAGAUUGCACUACCCGCAAUCGGAGUCGAGAUCUAGAAGCCGUUCUCCGGUUUCGUGGAACGGCCGGAACAACAGAUCAUCUCCUCCUCCUCCUGGCGGGUUUAGAGCGGACGAGAGGAUGAUGGAGAGAGUGAGGCUGCCUUUCCAGAAACGGUUUCCUGCAGAUCAAGAGAUGGGUUUCAUGUCACCUCCUAGAAACAGAAUGUCGUCGCCGAGGUUCUUUGAAGGGAGGAACAACAGUAAUAAUGAUUCCGGAGACUUCAGGGAAAGGAAGUUCCGGCCUGGACAGAGAUUUGAUGCCGGAAACUCUACGAGAAGAUUCAACUCUGACAACAACUACAACAACAACAACCACUUCAGACCGUUUAUUCGCAACAAAAGAUUUGAGAGUGCAGAAGACAACAAUGGCGGGAACAGGUUUGAGAUGGCUCAGCAGCGGAAUCGGCGGUCUGAGGCCACAGAAGAUGGCGGUGGCGGUGGUGGUGGUGGUGGUGAUGAUAUUCGACGGUUCAGGUUGAAUGGAGAACAGUCGGCGGUGGUAGCGAGCAGCAACGACAACAACAAUAACAAAGAGUCAUGA